CGGAAUGAGAGCUGAGCUGUUGCCUGCCGUUGACUUUCUUGUCGCCUGCUCUUUUAAGGGCUGGAUAUCCAAACUGUCUCUCCUUUCCCUCAGUGUGGACUUUUCUCUCUCACCGCCUGGGAUCUAUUGACGUUUUUACCAUCACUUCUCUGGAGUUAACGGCACAGGGACAACCCCCCUGUGCGAGUGUGUGUGUGUGUGUGUGUGUGUGUGUGUUUGUGUUAUGGGUCAUACCCAUGCCUGGUAGUCCUGUGGCCAGCACUUGGGGUAUACCAUGAAGGGGGGACACCACCACCGGGGCUGUGCCUGCCAACACUUGUUCCGAAAAGUCCUGGCAAAGUGUGGCUGCUGUUAUGCCAGGGUCAGAGACUCGUACUCAGCAGCAGGCAGUGAAGGCAGUAUAUCCACUUCCGUGGCCUCGCUCCCUCCACAGGCCUCGGGCAGCUCGGCCCCCAGCUCCCCCGCCUCACGCCGCUCUGUCAGCACCCUGAAGAAAUGGCUGACCAACCCGGUGCGCAAGCUGAGCGCCGGGGCAGUGGGAGGGACCAAGGGGGAGCGGCAGGUUCGCAAACUGGAGGGCAAGCCCCCUCCUCCCCCCGCCAGGCACAGCCAGGACCUCGGCGUCCCACGCAGAGCAGACGAGCAGAUCACCAUCCUGCCCACCAUAGACAAAGAGCUGGAAUGGAAGGAUGGUCUUGCGUCUCCUGAGGAUUUUGCUACGGGCAUUUUGCAGUCCCACAGCUACCAGUGUGACUCUCUGCAGUGCUCCACUUCACUGGGCUUGUCCCAGAAUACCCAAUCCACCCUCCUGCAGGCAGAAGACAAUGGCUCUGUCUUGAUGGACGACAACUCAAGCCAAUCAUCAGCCACUGUUGACAGUGAGGAGGAAAGGAGGAGUGCCUUAGAGAAAAGCAUGUAUGUGCUGAAGGAGCUCAUCGAGACAGAGAAAGUUUACGUGGUUGACCUGGGUCUCAUUGUGGAGGGCUACAUGGCGACCAUGAAUGCCAAAGGAGUUCCAGAGGACAUGAAGGGAAAAGACAAGAUAGUGUUUGGAAACAUUCAUCAGAUCUACGACUGGCAUAAAGACUAUUUCCUGGGUGAGCUGGAGAAGUGUGUGGCUGAGCCAGAGAGACUGGCACAACUCUUCAUCAAACAUGAGAGGCGUCUUCACAUGUAUGUGGUGUACUGUCAGAACAAACCCAAGUCUGAACACAUUGUGUCUGAAUACAUAGAGACCUACUUUGAGGAGCUAAAGCAGCAGCUGGGACAUAGAUUGCAGCUGAAUGAUCUACUCAUCAAACCUGUGCAGAGGAUCAUGAAAUACCAGCUGCUACUGAAGGACUUUCUGAAGCACUACACUAAGGCUGGAAUGGACACUGAAGAGCUUGAGAAAGCGGUGGAGGUGAUGUGCUUUGUUCCUAAACGCUGUAAUGACAUGAUGAAUGUGGGACGGCUGCAGGGCUUUGAGGGCAAAAUCACAGCUCAAGGGAAGCUCCUCCAACAAGACACUUUCACCGUCACUGAACAGGACAGCAGUUUCCUGUCUCGAGCCAAGGAGAGGCGGGUCUUCCUGUUUGAACAGAUUGUCAUCUUCAGCGAGCCUAUCGACAGGAAGAAGGGCUUCUCACUUCCUGGAUAUAUUUUUAAGAACAGCAUCAAGAUGAGUUGUCUUGGUGUGGAGGCGAAUGUGGAGGGUGACCCCACACGCUUUGCCUUGACGUCCCGCGGGGCGGACGGUAGCACGGUACGCUUUGUGCUCCAGUCCUCCUCUCCAGACAUCUGCAAGGCCUGGGUGAGCGACGUGAGCCAGAUCCUCGAGACCCAACGCAACUUCCUCAACGCCCUGCAGUCACCCAUAGAGUACCAGAGGAGAGAGAGUAAGAGUAAUAGCCUGGGCCGCACCAUGAGAGCACCUUUCUCUGCAGCCUCCAGUCUCAGACCCCACUCCUCAGCCUCCAUCGACCGGCAGCGUCUACCCUGCCUACGCUCCUACAACACCUCACUACCCUCUCUCUACCUGUCCAGUCAGGGCCCCACCGACUCACACAAAACACAGGAGAAAACACAAGUGCAACAAUGUCCUGUGGACACCACACUGAAUUCCCAAACAGUGUCUCCUACCCACGUACAGCUGGCCUUUACUGAGCAGACCUCACUCACUCCGCAGUCCUCUCUCCACUGCCAAGGAGUGUCUAAUGGCCUGUGUCCUUCCAACACACACAGUAUACAGUCGCAGCGAUCAAGAGAAGCGUGCCACAGAGGUGGGGCUGGGGAAGGCGGGGCUUCUGUUCCAGGUCCCUCCUCUUCCAGUAACCUGCGUUCCAGUAACUUGGCCCAGCUUGAUGAGGAUGACCUGUGAACAUUGGACUUUGAAAUAAGACCCCUUUCUUUGAGUCUCUCUCUCUCUUUCUCUCUCUCUCUCUCUCUCUCUCUUUCUCUCUCUCUCUCUCUCUGUCUCUCCGGGAGCAUGCCACUGUCUGGAGUUCUCCACUCAACCCACCGUAUCUGAGCAGACUGAAGGAUGAGAGGUCAUGGGCUUUGUAGCGCCAUCGCUCGAACUUCUAAUCUUCAGAUGUGAACGAUGACCAAGUGACUCUUUUUGCCUGGCUCCUUUUGACAUCCUGUCACCCACUGCUCUAGGGCCACAGGCCUUUGCUUGGAAGAGAUCUUAUCAUGGAGAAAUCAUACCAUUCCUGUAUUGG
Molecule: messenger RNA, 2702 nt
Organism: Chanos chanos (milkfish)
Lineage: Eukaryota; Metazoa; Chordata; Actinopteri; Gonorynchiformes; Chanidae
Gene: arhgef25a
Product: Rho guanine nucleotide exchange factor (GEF) 25a
Exons: 16
Coding region: 275-2359 (694 amino acids)
Biological process (GO): axon guidance
Cellular component (GO): cytoplasm; extrinsic component of membrane
Molecular function (GO): guanyl-nucleotide exchange factor activity
Source: RefSeq, a predicted model, not a curated record